GUGCAUCAAAGUGCGUGCCCUACAAGUACGGUUCAGCCAAUUUGCAAUAAAAUAGUUGUGAAAACAGCAGUUUUGCUCUUUUGUGUGGUCUGUAGAAUAUGAAUGGUGCUGUAACAAUGGGAAGCAACGAGUACAACUCCGGAAGUAACAACAACAACAGCGAGGCCUCGCCGGCACGGGAAGAAUAUCGCAAAGAACCGGAAUGUUCGCCACCACCGGCCAAGGUUUCCAAGCGGGACAAGGAACGCGAGCGUGACCGCGAACGUCGCGAGCGCCGCGAAAGAGAACGCGAACGGGAGGAGCGUGAACGUGAACCGAAAAUUCUACCGUACAUCGCGCAGCCUGUGUACGACCUGCGCCAGACGGGCGAUGUUGCGUUCGGUCCCGGCACCCGGUCGGCCCUGCUGGGCAUCCUGGGCGGCGCUCUACCCCGGCUGACAUCGGAGCAGCACGAGCUGGUAACACGGGCGAAGAAGUACGCCAUGGAGCAGAGCAUCAAGAUGGUGCUGAUGAAGCAGACGCUGGCUCACCAGCAGCAGCAACUGGCCAGCCAGCGAACCCAGGUGCAACGCCAGCAGGCAUUGGCCUUGAUGUGUCGCGUGUACGUGGGAAGCAUUUCGUUUGAGCUGAAGGAAGACACUAUCCGUGCGGCUUUUCUUCCGUUUGGUCCGAUCAAAUCGAUCAACAUGUCAUGGGAUCCGAUCACGCAGAAGCACAAAGGGUUCGCGUUCGUUGAGUACGAGAUCCCGGAGGGUGCGCAGCUGGCACUGGAGCAGAUGAACGGGGCCAUGCUUGGUGGCCGUAACAUUAAGGUGGGUCGGCCGAGCAACAUGCCCCAGGCGCAGCAGGUGAUCGACGAGAUCCAGGAGGAAGCGAAGAGCUACAAUCGCAUCUACAUUGCGUCGAUCCAUCCGGACCUGACGGAGGAUGACAUCAAGAGUGUGUUCGAGGCGUUCGGGCCGAUCGUCACUUGUAAAAUGUCCCAGGGCAACGCUGUCCACACGCACAAGGGCUACGGAUUCAUCGAGUACCAGACCAACCAGUCUGCGAUCGAAGCGAUCGCCAGCAUGAAUUUGUUUGAUUUGGGAGGUCAACUUUUACGUGUUGGUCGCUCGAUUACUCCACCUAAUGCCCUAAUGGGCCCAGCGGCCAACUCUGCCAUGCCAACCGCCGCAGCAGUCGCAGCCGCAGCAGCCACAGCAAAGAUCCAGGCGAUGGAUGCCGUCGCUACGAAUGCGGUCCUGGGUCUUUCCGCCACAACGCCCACGUUGAAGGUAGGCCUCGGCGGACUUCCGCUCAAUCCGGCAAUUACGACGGCCGCCGGUGCAGGUCUGGUUGCACACGCACAGUUAGCCGCGGCCACGCAGGCUGCCGCCGUAAUUAAUAAUCAGCCGGGACUGCUCGUACCGCCCGUUUCGACCGUCGGGCUCGCUCCUUCCCUGCUGGUGAACCCGGUUCUGGGAGCCGCCGCCAAACCCCUGCCCACAGUAUUGAGCCAGGCGAAUCCGGCCGCCGUAGCCGCAGCGGCUGCCGCAGCAGCAGCAGCAGCGGCCGCCGCUGCCGCCGCACCGAAUGCCACGGCCGAGGACGUGUACAAGAAGGCUCAGGAGAAGCAGCAGGAGGAGCUGCAGAAAAAGCUGCUCGAGGAGGGUGAACCGCAGACGCUGCAGCAGCAAGAGUCGAUGUCCAUUAAGGGCCAGAGUGCGCGGCACCUGGUGAUGCAGCGACUGAUGCGGCCGAGCAAGAGCAAGGUGGUGAUCCUGCGUAACAUGGUCGGUCCGGAGGACGUGGACGAGACGCUGCAGGAGGAGAUUCAAGAUGAGUGUAGCAAGUAUGGUGCCGUGGACCGGGUUAUUAUCUACAAGGAGCGCCAGUCGGAGGGCACCUUUGCCGAGGACGACAACACCGACAUGAUCGUCAAGAUCUUUGUUGAGUUCUCGCAGGCCACCGAAGCAGAUAGAGCCCGCGAGUCACUGAACGGUCGCUACUUUGGCGGCCGGCUGGUCAAGGCGGAGUCGUACGAUCAGGCUCUCUUUGACCAUGGCGAUCUGUCUGGCUAAAUCGGCCAUGCCGAACUCCGCGGCUGGUAUCCCAAAGCACAACUCACAGUUUCAUGGCGAAAGCUUGAGAGAUGAUGUUUGAUGGUGAACGAAGCCAAGCCAAACCGUGAUGUGACAAUGGGGUGGGAUCGCACUCGACUCAGAACCGCCGCGCAAUGGUAUCGAUUUGCCAGAUAGAUUACAGCCCCAACAUUUUUGUCACAACAUUAUUCAUCACCACAAAUGCUACGGUUCCCCACUCAACUUGAAUCCCUUUGCAAAGCGGUUAAACGAGGAUUAGAAGGGAAAACUGGUUCGUGGUAUUUCCCACAGAAUAGAAGAUGCGUACAUCCUAUUCUCAUGCAGCACGAUGGUUAGGUUUAAGUAACAGGGUGAACAGAUCCCAUAAUCCCCCCACCCUAAGCGCCGGAGUAAUACGUUAAAUGAAAAGAAACUCGUUUUCUUACUGAUCGCGUGUAGCGUAUCAGCGGUUUAUCGUGCACUUGGAGCACAAUAGCAUUGCACUUGGAGAUGAAAAUCAUAUAUGGAACUAAAUGGUAUUUGUUGAAAUAGGGCCAGGUUUUCUUGGUGAAGAGAAAUAGAUAUAAAAGGAGCAGGUGGAUGAAGCGCAAUCUCGCUACUGUAUCGGCGUCAAAUCGCCAAAGCCCCAUGUACGAUUGCGCUUAAUCCAUCGCUUCUUAACAGCAGGA
Molecule: messenger RNA, 2749 nt
Organism: Anopheles coustani
Lineage: Eukaryota; Metazoa; Arthropoda; Insecta; Diptera; Culicidae
Gene: hfp
Product: poly(U)-binding-splicing factor half pint
Exons: 5
Coding region: 99-2060 (653 amino acids)
Biological process (GO): regulation of alternative mRNA splicing, via spliceosome; mRNA splice site recognition; alternative mRNA splicing, via spliceosome
Cellular component (GO): catalytic step 2 spliceosome; precatalytic spliceosome
Molecular function (GO): RNA binding
Source: RefSeq, a predicted model, not a curated record